CGCACAGUUUCCGCCGCCCGAUCAAGGACACGAUGGACGGAGUUGUGUACGAGCAAGACGACCACCACCAAGAUGUAGACAAUUUGGGCAGUGCCGGGCACGAUGGGCACCACCAUGAUCCGCACAAGCAAUCCGAACAAUCCUCCCAUUCGAACCACAGUGGGGGCUAUGGCUACCCUGACCAAUCGUCCUAUUCGUCUGCACCAUCCACUUCGUACGGACAGCAUCCAUCUCACGAAGGCAGUAGCAACAAUGGUGGUGGAUAUACAUCGGGGGCACCGUCUACAGGAGCUGGCAAGAUCUUUGUUGGUGGGGUGAGCUGGGAGACGACCGAAGACAACCUCCGCUCCCACUUUGGGCAGUACGGCGCGUUAACCGACGCGGCAUUGAUGAAAGACAAGUAUUCGGGUCAACCUCGUGGGUUUGGGUUUGUGACGUUUGAAGAUGCUUCAGUCGUCGACCGAGUGCUAAGCGAGUCACACACGCUGGACGGCCGCAACGUAGAAGUGAAACGCGCAGUGCCUCGAGAUAGCAUUGGUGGGGGUCGGUCAGGCCCUCAUUCUGGAGGAGGCAGUGGAGGCUAUAGUGAUCGAAGCGGGGGCGGUCGCCCCGGCGAGUCGAAGAAGAUAUUUGUCGGAGGACUGCCGCCGUCGGUCACGAAUGACGAUUUCCGCGCGUACUUCGAAGACUAUGGCAAAAUCACGGAUGCGAUUGUCAUGAUGGAUCGCGACACGCAGCGGUCACGAGGGUUUGGCUUUGUCAGCUUUGAAGAAGAAGGGGCGGUCGCGGAAGUUAUGAGUAAAAACCACGAGUUGCACGGCAAACUCGUGGAAAUCAAGCGCGCGGAGCCCAAGGGAGAAGUGCGCAGUGGGGGCCGUGGAGGCUACGAUGCGGUCGGUGGCUACGGCGGUCGUGGUGGCUCCUACGGCGGCGGCUAUGGUGGCCGUGGAGGUCGAGGUGGUGGCUAUGGCGGUGGUGGCUAUGGCGGAGGUGGCUACGGCGGCGGCGGCUACGGCGGUGGUUACGGUGGUCGCGGUGGUCGUGGCGGGGGUCACCCUGGCGGCUACGGUGGCGGUUAUGGUGGCGGCUACGGCGGCGGCUACGGCGGUGGUUACGGUGGCGGCUACGGUGGCGGCUAUGGCGGUGGCUAUGGCGGCUACGCAGGUGGCUACGGUGCUCCUGCUCCUGGCGGCUAUGGCGGGUACGGCGGGUACCCUGCUUACGGAGGAUACCCUGGCUAUGAUCCGUCUGGUGCUCCCCCUUCGGCCGAAGGAUCGGCUCCCCCUGAUGGCCACGGCCCGUACGACGACCAGUCGUAUGGUGGCUAUGGCAGCUACCCGCGUCAAGGUCAGCAAGGUCAAGGAGGCGGUGGCAAUGGCCCUAAGUCAGACCGAUACCGCCCAUAUUAAGUGCACUUGCAGUAUAUAAACCGCUGAAAUCUAAACUUCUUUCUUAUA
Aphanomyces invadans is the source of this 1457-nucleotide messenger RNA. RefSeq lists its product as hypothetical. The transcript has 3 exons. Lineage: Eukaryota; Oomycota; Saprolegniomycetes; Saprolegniales; Verrucalvaceae. The coding region runs from base 33 to 1409 and encodes 458 amino acids. The record is from RefSeq and is a predicted model, not a curated record. Gene Ontology annotation, molecular function: RNA binding.